AGCAGAGGCUGGGUCUGUGCAGAAGGGCUCACAGCGCUGAAGGGGACGGACAGCCGCCGUCCGUGCAGAUCCAGACAUACUUAAGCCCUGACAUCAGCCAAGACACGCUCUCGAUUCGAGGUCAUCUCCCCCCGCAGAAGAGGUGACACUCGGGAACGUCAUCUGUCAUCCAUCCACGGGCUCUUUUUUAUUGGUCACAGUGAAGAUCGGCCGUUUCUCUCUCUCUCUCCCUUUGCCUUUCUCCGGGGGACAAUGAGGAGCAGAGCCGAAGUUUGAGCGACUCCAGGCUGAUCGCGGUCAUUUACAUUCCGCUCCGAGGCUGUCUGUGUUGGUUAUCGCUGUUAUUUAGCAGGCGGGAGGAGGAGGAGGAGGAGGAGGAGGAGGAGAAGAAGAAGAAGAAGUGCUGGUAGUUCUUCGGUUCUUGUUGGACUGUAGCCUUUUCUCCCUGAAGGAUGGUGCUGGACAAGGAGGAGAGUGUUUCUGUCGUUCCCCUCCAGUCCAGAGAGAAGCCGAGAGGCUGCGCCGGCUGCAACAGGAAGAUCCGGGACCGCUUCAUGCUGCAGGCGUUGGACAGGUUCUGGCACGAGGACUGUCUGAAGUGCGCCUGCUGCGACUGCCGCCUGGGCCGGGUGGGCUCCACCCUGUACACCCGGGCGAACCUCAUCCUCUGCCGCAGAGACUACCUGAGGCUCUUCGGGGUGACGGGGAACUGUGCCGCCUGCAGUAAGCUGAUCCCUGCCUUUGAGAUGGUGAUGAGAGCCAGAGACAACGUCUACCAUUUAGACUGCUUCGCCUGUCAGCUCUGCCGCCAGAGAUUCUGCGUGGGAGACAAGUUUUUCCUCAAGAACAACAUGAUCCUCUGCCAGCUGGACUACGAAGGAGGCCAUCUUAAUGGAGGCUCAGACAGACAGCCGCAAUAAGAGAUCUGGAGAGGGACCACGGUGGGCCAGCUGGACCAUGAAACUCACAGCAGCACACUGCUCAUCAGCCUCUCGCUUCAAACAGAACUCUGAAGAAUGUAAAAAAAAAAAAAAAAAAAAACGAAGAAAAAUCUGAGAUUGGACACAUUCGCAGCAGCCGAUGUUUGAACUCUUUGUUACAGAGCUGCAUGGUUAGCUCCCUAAAAACUGACCGUUCUGAUGAGAUGAGCUCGGGGUCAGCAAAACUGGAGAAACUGUGCGGAGGAUGUUUCCCACGACGCUUAUUAUGGACGGUGAACUGGAUCAGUGCUGUUUUUUUUUUUUGUUGUUGUUUUUAUGAGUUCAAAAUAAUCUGAUGCCGCAGAUGGAUGAGUCAGUCGGGUAAGGAAUCCGUCUGUUUAGCCAAAUGGAGAAGAGCUCUAAGUGCCCUCUGACUGCCACAUUCUCCUGGCUGUCACUUUUGGAUCGCACAUGACAAGCAACAUUAUGAUGAUAAUUAUAGAAUAAGACCUAAAAAA
This is a messenger RNA of Fundulus heteroclitus (mummichog), 1438 nucleotides long. Its product is annotated as rhombotin-1. The transcript has 5 exons. Gene Ontology annotation, biological process: positive regulation of transcription by RNA polymerase II. NCBI's taxonomy places the organism in Eukaryota, Metazoa, Chordata, Actinopteri, Cyprinodontiformes, Fundulidae. Gene Ontology annotation, molecular function: DNA-binding transcription factor binding; transcription coactivator activity. Gene Ontology annotation, cellular component: nucleus. The record is from RefSeq and is a predicted model, not a curated record. The coding region runs from base 453 to 920 and encodes 155 amino acids.